This is a messenger RNA of Diospyros lotus (date-plum), 1540 nucleotides long. RefSeq names its product 50S ribosomal protein L1, chloroplastic. Gene Ontology annotation, cellular component: large ribosomal subunit. The record is from RefSeq and is a predicted model, not a curated record. Gene Ontology annotation, molecular function: structural constituent of ribosome; RNA binding. Bases 115 to 1182 code for a protein of 355 amino acids. Gene Ontology annotation, biological process: translation. NCBI's taxonomy places the organism in Eukaryota, Viridiplantae, Streptophyta, Magnoliopsida, Ericales, Ebenaceae. The transcript has 7 exons.
UUUUAUUCUGCGGUUAGAAGAUUACAGUGGAGGCCACCCCCACUCUUAUCAUUUUCUUCUUCUUCUUCUUCUGCUCGGAAUUUUGGAUAGACGAAAGACACACAGCGACCAGAAAUGGCUUCCUGUGCUUCUCCCUCUACUCUGAUGCUUUCUCACGCCGCUUCUUCCGUUUCUCUUCUUCCCCUAGACCUGAGUCCCAAUCCCAAGCCCCGCCUCUUCUUCUGCUCCAGGACUCUCUGUGUGUACCCACUUGUUUUACACCAGAGACUGAGAAAACCGGCCAUUUGGGUUGAUGUAUCUUCGCCCAAAUCCGGGGAUUUCCCGGUGGCUGUGGCGGCGGUGGCUGCUGAAGCGGUGGUAGCGGAGGCCGAGGAGGAGGACGAGGGCGUCGCCGGAGGUGGCAGUGCUACUCUUACGGCCCCGACGAAGCCCAAAAAAGGCAAGGCUGCAUUGCUUCUCAAGAGAGACAGGAGAAGAUCCAAGAGGUUCUUGGAAAUUCAGAAGUUGAGGGAGAACAAGAAAGAAUAUGACUUAAAAACAGCGAUAUCAUUGCUCAAGCAAAUGACAAGCACAAAGUUUGUUGAAACAACUGAAGCUCAUUUUCGCCUCAACAUUGAUCCAAAAUACAAUGACCAACAGCUAAGGGCAACAGUGAAUUUACCUAAGGGUACAGGACAGACGGUUAAAGUGGCAGUUCUUACUCAAGGUGAGAAGUUUGAUGAUGCAAAAAAUGCUGGAGCUGAUUUGGUUGGUGGAGAAGACCUGAUACAACAAAUAAAAGGAGGAUUCAUGGAAUUUGAUAAAUUAAUUGCUACUCCAGAUAUGAUGCCCAAGGUUGCCCAGCUGGGAAGGAUUUUGGGUCCAAGAGGACUAAUGCCAAAUCCCAAAGCUGGUACAGUUACAACUAAUUUACCUCAGGCCAUCGAGGAAUUUAAGAAGGGAAAAGUUGAAUACAGAGCAGAUAAGACUGGGAUUGUUCACUUGCCCUUUGGGAAAGCUGAUUUUUCUGAGGAGGAUCUUCUUGUGAACUUGCUUGCUGCCGUAAAAUCAGUAGAAGCAAACAAGCCAUCCGGUGCAAAAGGAGUGUACUGGAAAAGUGCUCAUAUCUGCUCAUCAAUGGGGCCUUCGAUUAGGUUGAACAUAAGGGAGAUGCUUGAAUACAAGAUCCCAUCAAACGCCUGAGGAACAUGAACAUACCUGUAAAGUAGACCUGCUGCUGCUGCUCAGCUAGCUUCUUAGGGGCACCUUUAUAGAGAGUGUGAAUCGCCGAAGAAGCCAGCGCAGAAGCUGAAAAUGAGGCAUUGGGACCAUGCCUGCGCGACCAUCUUUGAAUGAACUUCUUUGAUGCCAGUCCGACAAAAUGAUGUAUGAUGAACUAACAAUCACAAAAUUUCUUGCUUAUGCUCCUCCUUUCUUGUGGGUGGAAUCUGAAUUCACAUAUCAUUACUACCUGGUGUUUGUAAGUUUGCAUUGAUUCUUGGUCAUUAGCCAGCCCCCUGAUGACUUGAACGUGUUCAACUAGAAAUAGUAUGUUUUCUCA